Messenger RNA from Striga asiatica, 1869 nucleotides. The record is from the annotation of a GenBank genome assembly. NCBI's taxonomy places the organism in Eukaryota, Viridiplantae, Streptophyta, Magnoliopsida, Lamiales, Orobanchaceae.
UUNUUUGACAGCUUGCUCUCUUCUGCAUUUGCUGUAAAUCCCCCGAAAAGAAAGAAGAAGAAAAUAAUUCACAACUCUCACCUACUUACCUACAAAAAAUGUUGACAUUUGUAACAUCUUUCUUGCUCUAGCUCGCAUUUUUUCCUUUGCUUAAUUCCUUUCUCAUGAAUCUGGGUUCUUCUGAAUGCACCUCCUCGCACUGGUAUGGGCGCCGGAAAAAGACGCGGCUUUUGGAGGUUUCGCGUUUCUUGGUGGUUCCCGGCGCCGGUGACCGGAAGAUCGAUCCACAUUGCCAAUUGGGCUUUCGAGGUUUUGCGGGUCGGGUGCCCAUUUUCGUGAAUUUGAGGAUUAAAAAAUGCUUCUCUCAAAGGGCAAUCACUCCAGUGGGAGAUGAGAUCCCUUCACUUCCAAUUGCUGUUGAUAGAAAGGACACUCAGAUAAUCACCCAACCUGCUGUGUUCCACAAGGAUUUAAACUCUCUUCCAAAACCUUUGUCUUCCACCAAUCUUCCUUCUUCUCCGAGCGAUGGCACAAGGGUCCGUGUGGCAUAUAGGGGGGUACCUGGAUCUUAUAGUGAGGUUGCUGCACUUAAAGCGUACCCGAAUUCCGAGACUGUCCCUUGUGAUCAAUUUGAGGCCGUGUUCAAGGCAGUUGAAUUGUGGUUGGUGGAUAAAGCUGUCCUUCCCAUCGAGAAUUCUUUAGGUGGGAGCAUCCACCGCAACUAUGAUUUGCUGCUUUUUCAUAGGCUUCACAUAGUUGGAGAAGUUCGGUUGAUAGUCAACCAUUGUCUUCUUGGUUUGCCCGGUGUUAGAAAGGAGGAAAUAAAGCGUGUUUUGAGCCAUCCACAGGCACUUGAACAGUGUGAGAUUUUUUUGAACAAGUUGCAUCUUACAAAAAUCAAUGCAGAUGAUACUGCCUGUGCAGCUCAGAUUGUAGCCUCAGAAGGGGUGAGAGAAACAGGAGCAAUCGCAAAUACUCGAGCUGCAGAAAUUUAUGGACUUAAUGUUCUUGCUGAAAGAAUUCAGUUCGUUAAAUCCAACAAACAGGAUGACUCUGACAACAUAACCCGUUUUCUGAUACUUGCAAGAGAACCAAUAAUCCCAGGAACAGAUAAACCUUAUAAGACUAGCAUUGUUUUUACUCUAGAAGAAGGGCCUGGAGUUCUUUUCAAGGCUUUAGCAGUUUUUGCUAUGAGGGACAUCAAUUUGUCAAAGAUAGAGAGCAGACCACAGAGAAGAAGGCCGUUGAGAGUUGUUGAUGACUCUAACAGCGGGCGUGCUACAUACUUUGACUACCUCUUUUACAUUGACUUUGAGGCUUCUAUGGCAGAGCCUCGUGCCCAAUAUGCACUGGGGCAUCUUCAGGAAUUUGCAAGGUUUAUUCGGGUCCUUGGAUGCUAUCCAAUGGACACAAUGCAGUGAACGGAUGUGAUGAGUGCAUGUUGAGUUAUUGUCCGACAAAUUGAGUUGGGCUUUUCAGCAGGCAGAAGAAACAAACAAUCAAGUUUGUAAAUACAACAUAUAUAUUCAGAGUCCUAGUUGAAUCACUUCAAAGAGAGCAUGCCUGGAUCGAGUAGAUUGUAUACACAUAUAUAUUUAUUAUUAUUAUUUUCAAUUGUAUCAAACCUAUUUGGAAAUGCAGAUCAUUCUCAAGAUGCAAGUUCUGACAUAUUUGUGGAGCAAGGAAACAUUGUGGGAUUCAUUUUGGUACCAAAAUCAUUUUAGAAGCGAGAUUUAUUUGGAUUUUUGAACAACUGGGUUGUGUAUGAUUCAUUAGAUGAUUUUCGGUUAAAAAUAAUAUAUGUAUCAAGUUCUUAGUACACAAAAUACUGUACAUUUUGUUUUUUGUUUUGUUUUUUCUAACAUUAGA